This is a messenger RNA of Pleurotus ostreatus (oyster mushroom), 1260 nucleotides long. RefSeq lists its product as uncharacterized. Gene Ontology annotation, biological process: protein phosphorylation; regulation of mitotic cell cycle. The record is from RefSeq and is a predicted model, not a curated record. Gene Ontology annotation, molecular function: cyclin-dependent protein serine/threonine kinase activity; ATP binding. Gene Ontology annotation, cellular component: nucleus. The coding region runs from base 1 to 1260 and encodes 419 amino acids. Lineage: Eukaryota; Fungi; Basidiomycota; Agaricomycetes; Agaricales; Pleurotaceae. The transcript is spliced from 5 exons.
AUGACUUCCACCACAUCGAGUAUGGGGUCCCUCACGCCUUCUCGCAAACGAUCUAAGUGGGAAACGAACGAUGAAACUGAAUCGCCCAUUCAUCCACAACCUUCAAAGCGGCGCGCUAAAUCGAGACUGGAGGACACCAGGACACCCUCCGUUUCUUUGCCUUCUCACCCGGUAUCAUGGCCCUUACACAGUAGUUACGUGCCCCCAAGAACGCACCAUCCACCGAUCAUCCCAUCCCGCUCCGUUUACUCCUAUGAACGCCUCAAUCAGAUCGAAGAAGGCUCGUAUGGCAUCGUCUUCCGCGCCAGGGACAAGCAAACCGGGGAUAUCGUUGCACUGAAGAAACUCAAACUUGAUGAGGAGAAGAACGGGUUCCCCAUAACUGCCCUUCGAGAGAUUAACGCGCUCAUGACUUGUCGCCACGAUAAUGUUGUUGGAAUUCGUGAGGUGGUGGUUGGCGAUACUCUUACGCAAGUUUUUGUUGUGAUGGACUUCAUUGAACACGACCUCAAAUCCCUCCUCACGUUGAUGCCUGCUCCAUUUCUUCAGUCUGAAAUCAAGACUCUCAUGCUGCAACUGUUAUCUGCCGUGCAGCAUUGCCAUAACAACUGGAUUCUUCAUAGAGAUCUCAAGACAAGUAACCUCUUGAUGAACAAUCGUGGUACUAUCAAAGUUGCAGAUUUCGGUCUAGCGCGACGAUAUGGCGAUCCCGUUGGCGUAGGAGGCAUGACACAGCUCGUUGUCACACUCUGGUACAGAGCACCAGAAAUCUUGCUUGGAGCUAAGACGUAUUCUACUGCGAUAGACAUGUGGUCGGUGGGGUGCAUCUUCGCUGAGCUCAUCUUGAAGGAGCCCUUGUUUCCGUCCAAGGGCGAACUCGAAUUACUGGCCAUGAUCUUCAAACUGUUAGGGCCUCCGACUAGCGAUUCUUGGCCCGACUACUCUUCACUCCCGCUUUCCAAGACAAUAGCUCUUCCAUCCCCUCAGCCACCGCAAUUCAAACAGAAGUUUCCGUACUUAACAACCGCAGGCAUAGACUUGAUGAUGAGUUUGUUGUCGUAUGAUCCAGAGAGUAGGAUUACCGCGGAAGAGGCUUUACAACACCCAUACUUCAGGGAAUCACCGUUACCCAAGCAUCCAGACCUCUUCGGUUCCUUCCCAUCGGCCGCAGCUGGUGAAAAGAAGCGAAAAGUAUUUGAUAGUCCUUCUGCCCCCGUAAGAGGGGGAGACUAUAAGCUGUUAACAGAUUUCGACGUAUAA